Molecule: messenger RNA, 1680 nt
Organism: Diachasma alloeum
Lineage: Eukaryota; Metazoa; Arthropoda; Insecta; Hymenoptera; Braconidae
Product: treacle protein-like
Exons: 3
Coding region: 1-1680 (559 amino acids)
Source: RefSeq, a predicted model, not a curated record
AUGCAGGACAAUACCCUGGAUGAACUGGUGCAGAAGGUGGUGAAAACUGCCGAAGGAGCCCACAAAGGUAAGACGGACUCUCCGGAGUCCGAAGCGAACCUCCAGGGUGCAAAACCCCUGGCAGGAGAGGGAGCGGAUGACUCCUCAGUACCGCAAGGCACUGAGGAAACCGCCUCGUUUGAUUUUACGUCCCUUUCUAUUACAGAUCGGGACCUGACGGAGGCAGAGCAGGCCGAGAUGGCCUUGCUGAUGACCAUAGGCGAGCAGGGUGAAAUUCCCUCCCCUGAGUUCGAGCCUCUGGAGGCGGUGUCGCAAGUGGUAGAGAUUACCACGACCGCUCCGUCUCCAGUCGCAGAGGCCACCCGGGCGAAAACCCCGGAGGAGAAAGACGCUUUGGCGAGGAGUUUGGCGGCCAUUCAGGUCGAGCACCCCGAGUUGAUGGCAACUAUGUUUGCACAGUUGCCGCAAUUCAACCCGGGGCCCUCCACGUCGGCUGUGUCGCCGCCUCCUCCCCAAGAGCAGAUGGAGGUAGAGGACGAAAAGUCCUCCUACGCUUGGGUGACGAAGCACGGGCGAAAAUCCCGUGAGCCGACCUCAAGUAGAAGGAACACCCCUGCAGCCCCAGCGCUGGUCCCUGAAGCCACGGAGAGGAGCUCCAAGGCCAAAGGGAAACUGCCGAAAGGCAGGAAGGAGAAGGGGGAGAAGACGCCAGGGCGAAAAACCCCUGAGAGGAGAGGCCCGGAUGCUGAGGCGAGGAAGGUAUACUCUCAGAUGCUUCAGCACGGAGGGGAGGGAGCUACAGAGGCAGUUGGGGUGAAAAUCCCCAAACGAGGGAGGGGNCUCCAGUCGCAGAGGCCACCCGGGCGAAAACCCCGGAGGAGAAAGACGCUUUGGCNAGGCGAGCAGGGUGAAAUUCCCUCCCCUGAGUUCGAGCCUCUGGAGGCGGUGUCGCAAGUGGUAGAGAUUACCACGACCGCUCCGUCUCCAGUCGCAGAGGCCACCCGGGCGAAAACCCCGGAGGAGAAAGACGCUUUGGCGAGGAGUUUGGCGGCCAUUCAGGUCGAGCACCCCGAGUUGAUGGCAACUAUGUUUGCACAGUUGCCGCAAUUCAACCCGGGGCCCUCCACGUCGGCUGUGUCGCCGCCUCCUCCCCAAGAGCAGAUGGAGGUAGAGGACGAAAAGUCCUCCUACGCUUGGGUGACGAAGCACGGGCGAAAAUCCCGUGAGCCGACCUCAAGUAGAAGGAACACCCCUGCAGCCCCAGCGCUGGUCCCUGAAGCCACGGAGAGGAGCUCCAAGGCCAAAGGGAAACUGCCGAAAGGCAGGAAGGAGAAGGGGGAGAAGACGCCAGGGCGAAAAACCCCUGAGAGGAGAGGCCCGGAUGCUGAGGCGAGGAAGGUAUACUCUCAGAUGCUUCAGCACGGAGGGGAGGGAGCUACAGAGGCAGUUGGGGUGAAAAUCCCCAAACGAGGGAGGGGCAUGAGAGCAGAGAGUGUUCUGCCCCGUAUCGGCCGCACUGCAAGAAGUGCGGAGUUCCGUGCCCUGGGCCGUACUAUAAGUCCUGUGCUGAAAAGUGCUGAAAAGGACCCAGGGACCUUGGUGUCCGGCGUACGGACAGAACAUCCCCAGGGCGGACUUGAGGAAGCUGCAAAAGCAGCUCAAGACGGAGAGGAGGGCUGA